AGGAUGAUGGUGAGGCAGGAGAGGAGGAUGAAGAGGACCACAAGCGGGGCCGGGCUACAGAUGCUGCGGCUGCCCGGGCAGCGCUAGCACCGAGGACCUGACAGUAGGGUGAGGGCCUGGGACAGACGGCAGCAGACUGGGAUAUGCAAAGAGAAGAGUAGCCUAAUUGUCAAGUCUAGAUCUAACAAAAGCAGUGUCCCAAGAUCAUGGCAUAUUUCCCUGAAACUGGAAGAACUGAUCAAGAAACACAGCUAGACUUGUCCUUGUGUGAACGGGAGCCGGAAAGCCUUGAGAACUUAUGCCUCGACCCGGACAUGGCACAGGAGAAAAUGGAACUAGGUUUCAAGUCGCUGCCGAGUUCCACUACCGCAGACGGGAACAUUCUGAGAAGAGUCAACAGUGCCCCUUUGAUCAAUGGACUUGGUUUUAAUUCACAGGUGUUGCAAGCCAACAAGUUAAGAAUUAGAACAAACAGAACAACGUUUAGGAAUCAACGCUCUCUGGAAAUCACUUCACCCACUUCUGUUGAACAGAAGCCCAAAGACCUCUUCUGACCUUGAGACUAUGCCCUCUCCCAAAUCGCCCCUUUGCUUUAUCUCCUAAGAACUCUGAAGUUGACAUGCCUGUUCCUUUCUCUCCCACCAGGAAUUCUGGCACUUCUGCUCAAUCUGGGUGUCACUGCGUCACUUCUCCAUCCCCACCCCCUCCUCUUCCAAAGGAAGCAGGGGAAAUGUCUCAUCUUCCUAAGAGAAAAGGUUGUGCUUUUCUUGAGCAAUUCAUCUGUUCUAAUUUUAGGCCUACUGACAUCUGUCUCAUUAGGUUUUGCUUUUCAUAUUGGCAACCACAAACCCCAAAUCUAGUGUAUGGCCCACAAAGUUGCAGGCAUGUAAUACAUUCCUGGUCCUGCUUUAUGCCCUGUGCAUCUAGCCCAUGUUCAGUUCAUGUUAAGUAGCAUUAUAAACCAUCUUAAAUCAUUUCUGAAACUAGGCAGAGACAUUUAUAAACAUAGUGUACAACCCUUUGUUUAGGAUUUUCUGAGCAUUUUAUCUCUAGUUACUAUAGUAGGAAAUGGCUUAAAAACAGCAAACCUAGGAAAAUGAAAAAUAAUUUUUAAAAAUCUUAAUGUCUUUACAAUAUUAAUUUUCUGUGAUCUCUCUUAAAUGGAACUAAGCUUGGUUUUUCCUCCUAUCUUAAUCCCUUCACUGGAGAUAAUUCUUAGGAAUUAGCUUCACCCAGCACCCUCCCUAACCUCCCGCUACUUCUACUCCCAGCCACCUUCACACCAUGACAUCAUUCCUUGGUGCUGAUGCUCUUGGUUCCUUCCAAGGACUUUUCUUUUUUCCUGGAGUAUGAGAAAAAGGCACAGUGGGAAAUUUACACAAAAGAUACCAGUGAUGUUUAUUACAUCUCAGUAAACUCAUUAUUUCUAUUUUAAUACUUUGUUUCAUGUGGAAAAAUUAUCUAAGGUAAUUCCUUUGCAAACGCCACUUGUAGUACUUAAUUUGGGGAGAAUUCUCUUCCAGAAGCCUUGUUUUCUGCAAUUAAUUUCUCACAUUAUUACUAAAAGAAUCAGCUAAUACAAUAUUUGAUCCACAUUUUGUCCAAUUAAAAAAUUCUUGUAGCUUAUGAUUCUGUAGCUCAAGUUCAAAUCCUACCUACCUCAGACAUUUCACACUAUCUCCCUGCUGGUGUCAUCAAUUUCAGUCCAUCUUCUCAUGAUUUCCUGGAUGAAGUUUUUCAGUGGGAAAUCCUAAGCCUUUGCCUGAACCUAAACUGGUUCUUUCCCAUCCCUUAGGUAUAAAUUAAAAAUAAUCUCUUCUAGGGAAGUCUUUCAUCAUUAUUUUAUGAAACAAAUUUGCCAUACCAUGUUUUCUCACUUAUAAGUGGGAGCUAAAUAAUAAGAAUUUAUGAACACAAGGAAACAACAGACACUGGGGUCUACUUGAGCAGGGAGGAUGUGAGGAGGGAAGCAGAAAAGAUAACUAUUAGGUACUGGGCUUACUACCUGGGUGAUGAAAUAGUAUGUACAACAGGCCAGGCACGGUGGCUCACACCUGUAAUCCCAGCACUUUGGGAGGCCAAGGCGGGCAGAUCACCUGAGGUCAGGAGUUUGAGAUCAGCCUGGUCAACAUAGUGAAACCCCAUCUCUACUAAAAAUACAAAAAA
Messenger RNA from Nomascus leucogenys (northern white-cheeked gibbon), 2166 nucleotides. Lineage: Eukaryota; Metazoa; Chordata; Mammalia; Primates; Hylobatidae. The record is from RefSeq and is a predicted model, not a curated record.